AUGUCCGGCUUCAUAAGAAACGCGCUGUGCUUCGCACUGCUCACCUCCUUGUCCGCGGCGCGGCGCAUCCGCGCAAACUCCGCAGGGCGCAGCCUUCUCCUUGAGGUGGAGGACCAGUUGGGCUCCGAGGUGCGCCAGGCUUUGAGCCAGCGCGCCCCAGAGCUCGAGGAACAUCUUCGUCACACGUUCCUGUCCCUUCCACAGAACAGCCGCGGGGCGGUUGGGCCAGGUGGAGCUCGAUACGCGCUUCAUCGGCUUUUCGUGCAGCUGCACGGAUGGCAGAUGAAAGGUCUCCGAAUGGAGGACGGCGACUGGUAUCGCAGCUCCCCGCUUCCCGCCUUCGGCAACCACCUGCCCCAGCACCUGCACACGUUCUUGGAGACACGUGUCUCCCAUGGCCUCGACUUGCAUGAGCUCGCCAUUGUGGCUGGCCUGUUGGAGCACAAGGUCCACGACCAGGCUGAGAAGAGGCUCGCGCUUGCCUACAAGGCCUUGAAGCAGGAACGCGCGGCCGUGUCUCGACAUGAUGCCUUCGACAUCAUGCACACGUACCUUGCGACGUACAUCCUCGGCAAGGAGGACGAGGGGGAGUCGGAAAGCGUUGCCAUCGAGAAGAUGUUGACGAACCGACAGCACUUGGAUGGAGGCUACUACCCACGCUGGACGGAGGCUGCUGAUUUGCUGCAGCAGGCCGCGGACGCUGUGGCGCCGGGCGCGUCGAGCUUCGAGUUCCACCAGAUCUUGGCGAGCUUGGAGCGCGUGGCAGAUCAGAUUUUCCACCUGGAGAACCGAGAGUGCGGUGCGAUCCGACAGCAACUCACACAGCUGGAGGACCACGAUGCCAGUGGCCGAGUCACUCUGGCGGACUUCUACAACACGACCCUGCACAACUUCUUCUCCAGUGCAUUCACCGAAAGCGAACAUUAUCUCCGAGACGCCGGGGCAUUGGACGAGUCCGUCCCAGGCAUGCCACGCGUGAUCAUUCCCAACUACCUCAUGCUGGACUCCAAUUGCCUCGGCUCCUCUGAGUACUACGCCGUGUGCUGCAUCGACGAGUGCGAGGUGCUCUUGGACACCAUCGAGUCCAAGAUCCACGCGCCGACGGCCUCGCCAAAACAGCUGACCCAGUUGGUCUCCUCCCUUGGCGCGGAGUAUGCCUUGGAUGAGAGGUCCUGGACUGAACUCCAAGCCCGCCUUGGUGACAUCGCCGACAGCGAGGGCCAAGUCCCUCUUCAUGGACGCCUCUUUGCCCAGUGGCUUCACCAUGCGUUCCCACGCGUCUGCCCCUUCCCUCACGAGGCCGGGAGCUUCCUGGCAUCCACAGCGGCGCCCCUAGAGGCGAGUGCAGAAGCGAUGAGGUCGCGCAUUGAUGAGGCCCCGGACAAGUCCACCACGAGCUUGGAGCAGUUCAAGUAUGCCAUGUGGACUGACACGGAGCAGCUCGUGGAUGCCAACAAACACCAGGUUCGAUCUUGGGGCCGUUCCUACGUCUCCAUUCUGAUGUUUGCGGGUGUUGUCAUCGGCACUGUCUCCUCACUGGCGAAGCUGGCCCCUCCUGUAGCCCGGAAGGUGGAUUAG
Messenger RNA from Symbiodinium sp. CCMP2592, 1578 nucleotides. NCBI's taxonomy places the organism in Eukaryota, Dinophyceae, Suessiales, Symbiodiniaceae. The record is from the annotation of a GenBank genome assembly.